CACCAUUAACCAAUAGUAUACUUUUCAAAAUGGGAACCGUUUGUGCGGUACUUAAUAUCUCAGGUCACGGCCAGCCUAAGAAAGACACGAAAGUAAAGAGUAAAUUUGAUGUAAAGAGGCAUUUCAAAUCCCGUUUUAAUUAUUACGGACUAUCACUUAAGGAUUCCGAUAUCAAUAUGUUCUCGUCGUCCGAAAGAGAUGUCCUGCGGGCCGGGCUGAACAGCUCCGAACUCUUCACAGACUCCGAGCCACACCUGUCUCUGUUUCCUGAGGACGGAUUAUACGACAGCGUGGAUGGAAGUUCCACUGAACUCCCUGACUUGUUUGAAGAAGACUGCUAUGAAGGUGACGCCUGGAGUCUACCAGUUGCAGAUUUGCAGCCGAGAAUUACUGCCCAGCUGGAGAGCUACCUUUCCAAUGAGAAUUUGACUGAGGAUGCCUUCCUCCUGAAACACGUGCAGAGGAACAGAAUGGGAUAUGUUAGCCUUAAAUUGCUAACAUCCUUUAAAAAGAUUCGGGAGCUGACACGAGACUGGCGCGCCACCCUAGCAGCGGCCCGGAGCUCGCGGCUGCUGGAGGUGAACGAGGAGGGGACCAAGGUGCGCCGGACGGAGCCAGUGCCGGACUGGCUGCUGUGCAUUCCCACCACGAAGCUGCUGCUGGCCUGGAACCUGCUGGGAGAGCAGUCGGCGGAGGAGGCCGAGCGUGGGGUGGAGCAGCAGGGCCUGAUGGGGACCGCCAUGAGGCUUUUCGGGUGCUACGGCACCAUCUCCUCCCUCCGCAUCCUGCGUCCCGGCAAGGAGCUGCCGGCGGAGCUGAGGCGAUACAGCAGCAAGCACCUCGAGCUCGGCCGAAAGCUCUGCGCCGUGGUGGAGUACGAGUAUUUGGAAGGGGCCCGUAAGGCGCACGAGGCCCUGCGGGACGAGGGGCGGUCGAGCGCGGGGAGAGGGGUGCGAGUGGCUCCCCUGGGAAACCGGGGCGUGCGGAAGCUCGGCUGCAGCCAGGACCCCACUGGGGAGGAGUCCGAGGACCCCGAGGACGACGGGGUGUUCGCCAAAAAGCCGAACCGGAAGGCCAGACGCUACCCGUACACCCUGGAGGAUUCCGCCCUCUGCAGCUCCUCGGAAUCGGACUUCGCCCCGGCCUCGCCCCGGCCGAACCGCCGAGUCUCCCGGCCGAAGGCUCUGUACGGCAGCCCCCUUACCAUCCCGCUUGUGUCCUCCCACCGCUCCGAUCCCUACUGCAAUCCCCUCGCCAGCCCCUUGGGGAGCCCCCUCCUGCCCCGCAAGCUGUUCCCAGGCGGCCAUACUCCCUCUCCGCUGGUCACGCCAGAGUUCAGUGGCAGUCCUUUAUCGAGUGGCCCUGGCAGCUUUGGCCGGAGCAAGUACUCCGGAGACUGUUCCCAGGACAGUGCCUGUGCAGGGAGCCCUUGGGUCUGGCGCCGGAAGACCACUGCCCAAGCUUACUUCCCCGAAAAAGGGUACCCCCACUCCCCUGGCCACCAGAAGAGGCCCUGGGGGGUGGUGGAGGUAGUGCGGCAGCCAAACGGGCCUGAUGGAACCAGGGGUUUCUACAACCGUUUUAGAGGGCAAAAACUCUUUCACCUGCAGUAAUGCCUCAAUCUUUUGAUUAUGUUUCACUUGCGGUUUCUACAUCUCCAACACUUGUGUGGUUAGAGCAGUGGUCACCAGCCCUGUUCCUGGAGAUCUACCGUCCUGUAGGUGGUUUUCACCCCAACCCAAACAAAGGGUGCAGCAUUCAACAGCUUCAGAUCUCAUUGAGCUGCUAAUUCGUAGAGUCCGGUGUGCCAAAUUAGGGUUGAAGUGAAAACCUUCAGGAACAGGGCUGGUGACCCAUUACUCCCUGAGGUAGCACUUUUCUUAGCAUUAGGCUAGUUUCACUGCUGAUUUUGGGGUAAGAAGAAUAUGUAUUAAGGGUCAAAACCAGGAAUUGUAACCAUGGGUUGAUCUUGUG
Conger conger (European conger) is the source of this 1974-nucleotide messenger RNA. RefSeq names its product La ribonucleoprotein 6, translational regulator b (gene larp6b). Gene Ontology annotation, cellular component: nucleus. Lineage: Eukaryota; Metazoa; Chordata; Actinopteri; Anguilliformes; Congridae. Gene Ontology annotation, molecular function: mRNA binding. Bases 30 to 1613 code for a protein of 527 amino acids. The transcript is spliced from 4 exons. Gene Ontology annotation, biological process: RNA processing. The record is from RefSeq and is a predicted model, not a curated record.